This is a messenger RNA of Onychostoma macrolepis, 5179 nucleotides long. It is a transcript of the gene rims3, whose product is annotated as regulating synaptic membrane exocytosis 3. The record is from RefSeq and is a predicted model, not a curated record. The coding region runs from base 210 to 1169 and encodes 319 amino acids. Gene Ontology annotation, molecular function: small GTPase binding; transmembrane transporter binding. The transcript has 7 exons. Lineage: Eukaryota; Metazoa; Chordata; Actinopteri; Cypriniformes; Cyprinidae. Gene Ontology annotation, biological process: regulation of membrane potential; positive regulation of synaptic transmission; regulation of synaptic plasticity. Gene Ontology annotation, cellular component: presynaptic membrane; cytoskeleton of presynaptic active zone.
CUCGCUCGCUCUCUCGUCAGUCGCUCGCCGUGCUCUUCUGUGGAUGCAACACUGUCCAGACACAUCAAACAAACCCAAACAAUGACAUUAUCUGCAACGACACGACAGAUACACACCAUUAUCUGACUAACUGAACCUAUCCCGCGCCUCUUUCUGCUCGCCGUUUGCCGCAUCAGUCCAGCCCAGUGCCCAGAGGCUUGUGUAGGACCAUGAUGCUCAGCAGCUCAGUGGACGUACCCAGCCCAGGCGGGAUGAGCGCGGUGGCGGCCCGGAACGUGAUUCGCAGUUCCAGCAUCAGCGGCGCCAUGUACAGCCUGGAGAAGAGCCCCAGCAGCAAGGGGCUUGAUGCCACAGGCCUGGCCGGAAACAAGAAGCGCCGCUCCAGCCUGGGAGCCAAGAUGGUGGCCAUCGUGGGUCUGUCACAGUGGAGCAAGAGCACACUGCAGCUCAACCAGCAAGAUGGUGGAACAAAGAAGCUGCGCAGCACCAUCCGGCGGAGCACAGAGACGGGUAUCGCAGUGGAGAUGAGGAACCGUGUCACACGGCAGGGCAGUAAGGACUCAACAGAUGGCAGCACCAACAGCAACAGCUCUGAUGGGACCUUCAUCUUCCCCACCACUCGCCUCGGCCCUGAGAGCCAGUUCAGUGACUUCCUGGACGGUCUGGGUCCCGCUCAGAUAGUGGGGCGGCAGACAUUAGCCACACCGCCGAUGGGUGAUGUUUACAUCGGUGUGGUGGAUAGAGGGGGUCAGUUAGAGGUCGAGAUCAUGCAGGCCCGAGGUCUGACCCCUAAACCGGGCUCAAAAACAUUCCCAGCAACAUAUGUAAAGGUUUAUGUCCUGGAGAAUGGAAUGUGUCUCGCUAAGAAGAAAACCAAAGUGGUGAAGAAAACCCUGGAUCCAACCUUCCAGCAAUCCCUGAUGUUUGACGAGAGCCCGCAGGGGAAAGUGCUGCAGGUGAUUGUGUGGGGUGAUUACGGCCGCAUGGACAGCAAGUGUUUCAUGGGAAUGGCUCAGAUCCUCCUGGAUGAUCUGGAUCUGUCAUCAAUGGUGGGCGGCUGGUACAAGCUCUUUCCCACCUCCUCUCUGGCAGACCCCAGCAUCGGCCCCCUGACGCGCCGACUCUCCCAGUCCUCACUCGAGAGCGCCACCAGCCCCUCUUGCACCUAGACACGUCCACGUCCCCUUCUAAAUAUGCCCGUCUUCUCUAUCUCUACGUGUGUAUCUUUGUUCAAUAUACCCCAUCACUGACCCCUAACGCAUGAACACACACCCUGAUAGAUACAGCCAACUCUCCCGGGGCUGGAACGCUCCUCUUUACCGAUACAGAUAUUAAGAGUUGGAUACAAAUCGGGCGUGACACAUAUAACACACACACACAUCCUGGCAGAUGGAUAUGGGUGUAACCAGCAACAUGCAGUCGUAGGGUUGUGAAAAAUCAGUCAUGGCUAGUUACAUACAGAUCCAUUGUCCGCAGGUCAACCAAUAGGGGCAUUUAAUAAACCCGCUGAGAAAUAUCCCUGACAAUGUAGCAUUCGUGUUGGCGUCACGUCACACAGGAAGCAGAAUGGGUUCUCCAAGGCUAGUAGUUUCCAGACCCUCGAGGGUCAGUCAUUUCUCUAUGCCAAACCCGAAUAAAGUUUUAUUUUUUAAAAACCAAAGCAAUUGUUAUUAUCUGUAGUGUUAUAUGGAUAUGUAGCAGAGUCAGUGACUUAGAUGAGAUGCAAAAAACAAAGACGUGUUAGAAAAACUCGUAAGGUGCGGUCACGUUAGCGAAAUUUUGUUGGCAAAGGAAUCCAUUUUCAGUUGUCGAUAGUGUAGCGGCGUAUUAAGUCACUUUCAUACCAAGCAACUUUUGGCGUGGCAAUUUCGCAUGACCAACUUGAAGAUGAACAAAACCUGCGUCGCGACUUUUUUCGCCCUUGUGUGAAAUGGAUUCCAAUAGAAAUGACUGGAAUUCGCCUGUAAAAUUUCGGUAAACGUGAUCGUACCUCUAGACUACAUUCACAAUUAAACUUUUAAAGGGCAGGGCUUUACUCCACAUGUCAGGUUAUUUAUUAGAAAUGCACACGAUUCCUGUCGCAUAAAGUAGCGUAUUCUUUUUUUUCCUUUUCGGAGAGCUGAAUAAAUAAAUAUAUAGAUCGAUAUUUGUGUUUAUGUAUUUAUCGACUGCAUUCUGCACGUUAACUCGCAACUCUUGCUGAGCAAAAUAUGUAAAGUGCUAUUUUAAGCUUGCCUUUAAAAUUACGUAGACUUAUAGAUAGUAGGUUAUUUAUUUUGCUAAUGUUUCAAUCUCACUUUUUGUCUGAACAACACCAUCUGCACCGAGUUGCAGACGUAGUCGAGGGAAUCGAACCCUCCGCAGGAGAACCAACUGUCCUGUUAAACCAGCAACCCUCAUACACAGCUGCAUUGUGGGAUAUGCCGAACGGUGUCCGCUGGCAAGCAAGAAAACUUUUCUUGUAGCAAGUAGCAAAGCUUUCUGGGAAGUCGGAGCCGCAUUAGACUUUACCGCCUCAAGUAGUUUUGGGUUUCUUUCUACCAGCAUUUGGAACUGUUAAAGGCCUUUCCCAUUUCCUGUUACUCUCAGGAGGUCACGCUGAUCAAAAAAACACACACACGCAACAAUAUGAGGACUGGUGAUGGGGUCGCUCUCUCAACAGGAUCUUGAAGCCCAAAUCAAAUGGUAUUCUGUAAGCUCCUGGACACUUUUUUUUUUUUUUUUGGUCUGUCGAACCAUUGUGACUAUUCCUGUCCAAUCAGCAGUCUUCUUUAGCUUCAUCUCUGAAGCUGAGUGGCUCUAGACGCUUUCUUCAGUCGAUCUUCGGUGUUAUGGAGACUUGUGGAAGGAAAGCAGCACUGUAGGUAAAAAACUAAGUAUUCAUCCCACUCCUGUCAGCCUCCUAGAUUUGUUUUCAUAGCUCCUUUGAAUAUAUCAGAGCCGGAGAAGGUACCUUACAUAUCAUAGUAUCUCUGCACCAGUUUAUUCAUGUCAAAUCAGUCACAUCUUCUGCAGAGGUGAUGGCAUUUGUGACACUACCAGUAAGAACCAGAACAUUAUUCAUUUAUAAAUUCCCAUAUGGAUAAUUUGGCAAAUCAUUAAAGACGUUUGUAUAAUUCAAUCUGUUUAAACUCUCUUUGAUAGAAGCGCACAAACUCUAUUGUUUGAUUCUCUGGUUUGCAUCAUGAUGGUGUAGAUAGAUCUGCUUUUGAAGGCGGAUUAUGAGACCGUCAGCAAACCGUUUCAUCUGAAAUCAUUUUGAAUCGCAUCAGCGUUUGAAGUUUUUUAGUGUCAAUGUCACUGCUACACUGCUACAGUGAUCAAGAUGUACAGCACAAAAUUUCACCAUUUAUCUGGAUGUUCAUAAGAAAGUGUGCCUCACAUUCCAUACUUUCAAAAUCUCUUGUUUUAAUUAUCCUAGGCCAUUCCAUCAAUGCACUUUACAUGCACAUGUUUCAAUGCAUUUGGUAGAUGUAGAUACUAUAAAACACUUAAUUUUUGUAAUGAAUGGUCAUGUUCAUAUAGAGAUUUAUCUUUAAAUCCUGAGAAACAUGUAGUCAUUGCUCGUGUCUUUAUUUAUCUUUUCUCUGUUCAUUUAGAUGUUUUGCUUCACAAAGAAUCUUUAAUGACAAUUUCAAUUAUAAUUGACAAAAUUGUUACAAAAACAGCUGAAUCAGAAGACACAUUGUGCACACUAAAUAUAUUUGCAUUUUAAUUGUUUUUGUAAGGCCAAAAUUAUAAGUUGGACCAAAAAAAUGGGACUUUACACUUUCUUGCUUUCAUUCGAAAUUGCGAAAUAUGUAUUUUACCCAUGCCAGAUUUAACAUAUUUACAAUAUUUUACUUUUCAGCCCGUCGCUGUUGUUCAAACUCUGAGGUUUUGCCUUUAAACAUACAAAACGAUUUUCUGCUAUCUUUCACAUACAUGUCUUGCUUCUUUUGUAUGUGCACAAAUUUGAUUGUGUUGCACCUUUGUCUUUUUCACUAACAGACAAACGUCUGUACGUUAAAUUAGGAACAAAAAAUGACUUCUUAAGUCUAACUUAAGAUGAAAUUGUAUUACUGUACUGAAAACAAAUUGUAUUUGCAGCUGAAUGUUUGUCCUUGGUAAACACAUAUGAAAUGACUAUUAGAUAUUGAUAUUUUUUCUAUGUAAUUUUACGUACUUGGGAAUUUGGGAUAAUAUACGUGUCCCUUUACUGUACAAUGAAGUAGUUGCAAAAUCUUACUGCUCUUGCAUUUUUGCAAAAUGAAGAGUCUGAAUGCAUGAAUAUUUGUACUGUACUGCUCUAUUUUUUCAGGUGUAGUGGAUGGAUGUAGUUUGUUGCAGUCCAUAGCUAAACCAAAUGCAACAUUGACAAAAAAAAAUCUAGAUUUGCCGCUUCCAGAUUUCUGUGGUUUGGAUGCGUUUUGAUAUUUUAUCAUGGAAUGAGAACGAUCAGAUCUGUUUUGUUCUGACAGUUAUCAGAUACAGCUAACAAAUGCUUCUGUGAUGUGCUGAUAAUCUGUAAAUACCAAUCUUGAGUAUGAUGUUGUAACUUCUGAAUAAGAUACCAGAAAAAGGGGCUGGCAUCUGGUUUGUUUAAAUUCUUGGUGUUGAACCAUGUCAUGCUUUUAUAUGCGAGACCACUUCAUGCUUUUCAGUUCAUACAUGGUGAAGCCUGAAGAGUCUUUCUUGGCAGUUUUAUGGCAUGUGCAGUUUAUAUGUGAGUGUAAGUGACACCAGCCUGACUGGGGAAUGAUCUUAACACACUGAAUACAGAUAUCAAUAUCAAUGUGAUGUUAUGAUGUUAGCUGAAUAAACCUGACAGAGUGUUUCUGUGUGGGCCAACAAUCAUAGCGGAAACAGUUGGAUGUGGUCAACCUGGUAUUCAUGCUUACUUUUUAUUUGCAUUCAGAAAUGGACGUCAGAUUGUAAAACUGAGAAUGAUGUGUAAAUUUGAACAUUUAUUUUAUUAGAUUUUGCUUCGUCAGGUACUGUAUGAUGUAUAUAAAUUAUAUAAAUGUUGACAUUCAAAUAGGAAUGUAAUCCCUUUACAUCUUUCUGGGCCAGUUAAAGAAAUAGUUCACCCAAAAUGAAAAUUUACUCACCCUCCGGCUAUCCAAGAUGUAGAUGAGUUUGUUUCUUGGAGAAAUUUAGCAUCACAUCACUUGUUCACCAAUGGAUCCUCUGCAGUGAA